Oldenlandia corymbosa var. corymbosa is the source of this 5370-nucleotide messenger RNA. The record is from the annotation of a GenBank genome assembly. Lineage: Eukaryota; Viridiplantae; Streptophyta; Magnoliopsida; Gentianales; Rubiaceae.
AUGAGCCUCGGAAUUUCGAAUUCUUACCAACAAUUGCUAUUAUCGCCUCACUCCAGAACGCACCGGAAACUAUUGCCGCUUCAUCAUCGUCGAGGAUGGAAACGCCGGAAGAUCAAACUAUCGAGAUCGACUCAGCCUGUAAACCUCACAAUUCGAAGCAGCUUCGAUUCCUCUGCUUUCGAGAAUUUCUUCCAGAACUUAAUUUCCCAAUUCCCGUCCCCGAAUUCACUCGAUAUCCUCGGUCCCGCCCUCGGACUUGCAUCCGGUGCCGCACUUUAUUUCUCCGAGCGAAAUUCGAAAUUAAUUUCGAAUUGGAAGACGGAUAGGAGCAAGUCUGUUGGGGAAUGGAUUCUGUUCAGUAGUCCGACACCGUUUAAUAGGUUUGUGAUACUACGAUGUCCGUCCAUCACUUUUGAAGAUAACGAUUUCUUGGAAGACGUGAAUGAGAGGCUUGUGAAGGAGGAUAGGCAUUUUGUGAAUCUGAACAGAGGGAAAAUUCAGUUGAGGCAGGGUGAAUUGGAGGAGGAGGCGGAAAAGCUGGUGUACCAGAGGAGAUGUGUCGUGACGGAGGAUGGCGGCGUAAUUUCGUUUGAUUGGCCGGCGAAUUUGGAUUUGGAAGAGGAAAGAGGGCUCGAUACGACCAUGUUGAUCGUGCCGGGGACAGCCGAAGGGAGUAUGGAUAAGGAGAUUAAAGGUUUUGUAUGCGAGUGUUUGAGGCGAGGUUAUUUUCCUGUUGUUAUGAACCCAAGGGGAUGUGCUGGCUCGCCUCUGACAACUCCUAGGUUAUUUACAGCUGCUGACAGCGAUGAUGUCUCCACAGCUAUGCAAUUCAUUAACAAGGCAAGGCCCUGGACAACGAUGAUGAGUAUUGGCUGGGGCUAUGGUGCAAAUAUGUUGACCAAGUACCUUGCUGAAGUAGGAGAAAGAACUCCUCUAACGGCUGCCACAUGCAUAGAUAACCCCUUUGACUUGGAUGAAAUGACAAGAUCUACUCCACAUUGCAUCUUAUUGGACCAGAAGCUCAAAACUGGCUUGAUUGAUAUAUUACGUUCGAACAAAGAAUUGUUUCAAGGCCGUGCAAAAAAUUUCAACGUAGACAAAGCUCUUUUGGCAACCUCCGUUCGUGAUUUUGAGAAAGAAAUAUCCAUGGUAUCUUAUGGAUUUGAUGAAAUUGAGGAUUUCUAUGCAAAAGCUUGUACUCGUGACAUGAUUGGGAAAGUGAAGAUUCCCCUUCUCUUCAUCCAGAAUAAUAAUGGAACAGUUCCACUCUUCUCUACACCACGCAGUUUAAUUGCUGAAAAUCCUUUCACAAGCCUCCUCCUGUGCUCUUAUUUGCCAUCUGGAGAAUUUACACGUGGGAGGCCUCCUUUCUCCUGGUGCCAACAAAUCACAAUUGAGUGGCUAACUGCUGUGGAGCUUGGACUUCUAAAAGGCCGACAUCCACUAUUAAAAGAUGUUGAUGUUACCAUCACUCCCUCGAAGGGUCUCACGAUGCUUGAAAGCAGCUAUUCUUCUAAAAAUGGGAAGAAAGUGAACCGGCUCUUGAAUUUUCCAAGUUUUGAUGCACAUUCGAUUAAUAAUGUUAAGCAAUCAUUUGAAGCAAGUUAUUUGGCCCCUAACUUCCCCUCAAAAUCCAAACAAGAAUCACAAGGACUGCAGAAAGAAGGUAAGGUAUUGUCAGGACCUAGCAAAGAUGUUUACAUGGAUCUUGUAGGGGAGGAGAUGGUGAAUCCCAUUGACGGUGAAACAGGGCAGGUCGAACAGACUGCCAGAGUCAUCAUGAACAUGCUGGAUGUGACUAUGCCUGAUACUCUAACUGAAGAAAUGAAAAAAAAGGUCCUGACAGCUGUUGGUCGGGGGGAGUCGAUAUUAAAAGCUUUGCAAGAUGCUGUUCCAGAAGAUGUUCGAGGAAAGCUUACCUCUGCUGUUUCUGGGAUCUUACAGAAUCAAGAUUCGUCUUUAAAGAUGGAUAGGCUACUAGGCCUUGGACGACUUCCUGAAAUGACAUCAAAGUUGAAGUCAACAGUCCAAGAAAAAGCCGGGCAGUCUAAUGUAAAAAGUGAGAAUGAAAAUACUCCUGCUUCAACUCAAACUCAAAUGGGAGACCAAACAGAUGGUUCUAAGAGCCAACCCCACCAAAAUAAGUUCCCUGUGGGGUCAGAAACUAAACUUCAGUCAUCAGAGUAUCAGCAAAGAUCUGUGCAGUCUGCUGAGCAUCAGUCCCCAUCUAUUUUUGAAAGUGACACCCCUGAUUCAGACAAGACUACAGAUGGCUUGGAAAGUGGUAAGGAAACUAUGUAUUCUUCCAAAGCGAACCAACUCCUUGACUCCAGGGAAAAUAGAUCAGAAACUUCCUUGCAUCCUGAGGUACCUGGCAGGUCUGAAGGACCACAUGUUACUGACAAUAAACCCAUUGGGCAGUCCAAAGAGCUCGAUAAUGAGGAGAGUCUUCCAGGGAGAGGUGAGAGCAUGAACCAGCAAAAUGAGGUACAAACUGUGGAAAAUUCGGCUGAUGAAACAAAGAACGUGGUGUCUGGUCAGACAGAGGACACGACUAUAACUCCAGUUGCCGCUUCAGAGAGCCAAUCAAUGGACAAACAAGGGGGUGAUAGUUUGAGGAGAGAAGAUAACAGACCACAGUCUGGUUCAGUGGAUGAUCCUAAGCUUCCAAGCUUCAAUGUUUCUCAGGCAUUAGAUGCCUUGACUGGAUUUGAUGAUUCUACCCAAGUAGCAGUCAAUAGUGUGUUUAAUGUACUUCAGGAUAUGAUUACCCAAUUAGAGGAAGAGAGAGACGAUACAAGCCGAGUGGAAGACAUUACUAAGAGGAAUGAAGAUAGAGGGCCAAAUACUGGUCAUGAAUUGAAUGAAAAAGUUGAAGUUCAGGAACAGCAGAUUGGCCCCAACUCCGAAAACAAUAUCAUCAGCAACAAUUACAAGCCAGGGAAAUUGGAAGAUGAUAAAAAAUCUCUGAACUUACCUUCUGCCACUUCACGUGAUGCUAAUGCUUUUAUUCAAAUUAGCUUCAAAGAAGAGUCUGCAAGAGACACCUCUUUAUUCUAUGAAGGUGAUGCUGACCGGUCUAAAAAUUACAUGUAUGAAGGAGAUGGAAGGAUGAAAGAUUCGCUUAGUAAAAAGCUGUCCACGGAAAAUCUUGUUAAAUAUUUAAACAGUAUUUAUCAUCCAGGUGCGCUGUCUAUAACUACAAACUUAUAUGUACCUCCACUUUACAGGGAGUACCUUCAGAAAUAUUUAGUUUCAAAGACGUGGAUUUCCAAAUCACUGGACUUGGGUUCAAAUUUAUCCCUUGACUAUUAUCCAGAAGAAGGGAAGUGGAAACUACUGGAGCUAUCAGAAAAAGAUAGUGGCAUCAGUGAUGAUGUUAGCAAUCAUGGAGAAAGUGUCCAUGAUGAUCAGACCCAUUUGAAGGCUGAAGAUGAAGGUGCAAAUGAAAUAAUUGAACCAUCGUAUGUAAUAUUAGAUUCUGAGGUGGGAGAGGAACAGGUUGACAAGAGCGACAGAGCAAAUGAGACCAGGAAAGAACUUGAUGAUGAUACUUCGGAGGAACUUUUUCUUUUUGUUAAAAGUAUCAUGUUGGACACGCUGAAAGUUGAAGUAGAUCGAAGAUUGAGUGCUACGGAUGUGGAAGAAAUGCAGCCAAGACUUGGUGAAGAUUUGGAAUUAGUUGCCAAUGCAGUGUCUCGGUCUGUAGGACAUGUGGAGCACACAAAACUUCACAAAAUUAAGGGUUACACCUCCGAUAAAUUUGGUAUUCUCGAAGGACUGCAUAUAGUAAAUGCAAUAUCUUCUGCUGUUCAAGAAACCAGUUAUUUGCGGAACGUGUUGCCAGUUGGGGUAGUCGUGGGCUCUAGCUUAGCUUCCCUUAGAAGGUAUUUUGAUGUAUCUGUAGAGAGCCUUAAUAGCCAGAAAGAAGGACUGGACCUUGAUUAUACUUCCGAAACUAUGCCCGAUGUUGAUCAACUUGAUUCUGAAAAGAUGGAGCAGAAACAAGAGUUGAACAUUGUAAUACAGAAAUGUGACACAGCAACUGAAACAAGCAGCUCAAAUGGUAACACUCUUAUGGUUGGUGCUGUGACUGCUGCUCUUGGGGCAUCUGCCUUUCUUGUCGAACAACAGAGUUCAGGAACUAGUGAAACUUUAUCCAAAAACUUAAAGGACAAAGGUAGUCAUUAUGAGAAUCACAAGAAUGAGGAGAAGAUGCCAGAGAAUUCACAGCAUAAUGUAGUCACCAGCUUAGCAGAGAAAGCUCUUUCAGUUGCUAGUCCUGUGGUACCUACAAAAGAAGAUGGUGAAGUUGAUCAAGAAAGACUAGUGGCAAUGUUGGCGGAAUUGGGACAAAAGGGAGGCGCCUUAAAACUUGUUGGAAAGGUUGCCUUGCUUUGGGGAGGUAUUCGGGGUGCUUUGAGUUUGACUGAUAAGCUCAUCUCAUUUUUACGGAUGGCAGAACGACCGCUGUCUCACAGGAUCAUUGGUUUUGGCUUCAUGGUAAUUGUUUUGUGGUCACCUGUUGUUGUUCCGUUUCUUCCCACUCUUGUACAAAGCUGGGCCAACCAUCAGUCUCCAAGAUUUGCAGAGCUUGUUUGCCUUAUUGGCCUAUAUGUUUCUGUCCUACUGAUGGUUACAUUAUGGGGUAAAAGAAUUCGUGGUUAUGGUAAUCCACUUGAGCAAUAUGGACUGGAUUUGACUUCAUUGUCAAAGGUCCAAAAUUUUGCAAAGGGUUUGCUGGGAGGAGUUGCACUUGUUUCAUUAAUCAACUACGUAAAUCAUUUUUGUGGCUUUGUCCAGCUAUCGGGGCCUAGCUACCUUUUGGCAUCAUCUUCAAAUGUUGUUGCAUGGCUUAAAUUAAGUGGGAGAACUCUUUUGUUAGUGUUUCAAGGACUUGUAACAGCAACUGGCAUUGCAGUUGUUCAGGAACUGCUCUUCCGGUCUUGGUUACCUGAUGAAAUUGCUGCUGACUUGGGAUAUUAUCGUGGAGUCAUCAUAUCAGGACUUGUGUUUUCUCUUUCGCAGAGAUCUCUAUGGGCUAUACCAGGUUUAUGGUUAUUAUCGCUAGCUUUAGCUGGCGCCCGGCAAAGAAGCCAAGGCAGCCUCUCCCUUUCAAUAGGGCUGCAUACAGGGAUACUAUCAUCUAGUUUCAUCCUACAAAGAGGUGGCUUUUUGACUUACAACCCCAGUAGACCAGUUUGGCUAUGUGGUUCUCGCCCUUUCGAACCUUUUAGCGGUCUUACCGGCCUUGCAUUUUCUGUACUAUUGGUGAUAAUUCUCCAUCCCAGGCAAACUCUAAUAGUUGAUGAAGAAAUCAGGACCAUCAACAGUGAGCCCAUCUUGAAGGAUGGUAUAAAACAAGAAUGA